CGCCGCUGACAACAAGACGAGAGAUACUGUCAACUAUGGUGAGAAGAGGGUCGUGCGCCGGAGCGUGCGUGGUGGCAUGCGUCCUCGCGGUUGCACCCGCACCAUCCGCAGCGUUUCUGUCCUCCCCACGCCUCGCCAAGGUCGGAACGGCAAGGGCACAUGGAGCCAGGGGGGCAACGCGGACGGGAGCGAUGCACAUGUCGGGGUUACCCGCGGACUUUGACCCGCUGUCGCCCAGCAUGGACCACUUGUCUAUGAUCGACCAGGCUAGCAAGGGGCGUUCUCAACCAAGCAUGAUCGGGGGUGCGGGCGGUGUGACCGAAGACAGGAACACGGACCUCGACGGGGCGAGGGUGGGGCCUCCUCCUGACCUGCCGUCGCUGCUGCUUCACAACCGCAUCGUGUACCUUGGGAUGCCCCUCGUGCCGGCGGUGACGGAGCUCAUCAUCGCGGAGCUGCUGUACCUGAACUACGAGUCAGCCUCCAAGCCCGUGUACAUGUACAUCAACACGCCGGGCACAUCCACCCCCGACGGUCGCGCGAUCGGAUUCGAAACCGAAGCGUUCGCCAUCAGCGACUGCAUGAACUACAUCAAGCCUCCGGUGUACACCAUCGGAGUGGGGCAGGCGUUCGGGCUGGGGGCCAUGCUGCUUGCCUCGGGGGAGAAGGGGCACCGUUCGGCUCUGCCCAACGCGAGCAUCAUGCUCCACCAGCCGCGCAGCAUGGCGAGGGGGCAGGCGUCGGACAUCGCCAUCAAGGCCAAGGAGGUAAUGGCUAACAGGAAGACGGCGACGCAGAUGCUUUCGGAGGCGUGCGGAAAGCCUUAUGACGAGGUCCUCCAGGACUCGUCCAGAACCUUCUACAUGUCUCCCGACGACGCGGUAGAAUACGGCCUCAUCGACAAGGUGUUGCGGUCGAGCAAGAAGGACGAUGUCGUGGCGCCCGCCUUCCUCGACGCGUUGUCCAUGGGCUCACAAACAAACAGGCAGUCGUUGUACGAGGACUAGACCGCUAGUCUACCGCAGUAGCCUGCUACAGCAGUGGUCUAUUGCUGUUGUUGUCGAGUCCUUCCGUUGUCAAGAGGAGGCUGUCAGUCUGUUGUGCUGGUCGCAUGACGGUCCUGGGUUUCCAACUGAUUUUUUCUGUGCCAGGCGGGGACAAGGGUCGCACAAUGCCACCGGCUUGGCGACGUCUUGGUUGCAUGCGUGCAAUCGUUGUUUCUGGUUUUGUUGACUUUUGGGUGAUUGUCUUUCGCUGUAGGCGGGGAGGCGGCUGCCGUGUCGUGCCAGGAAAUUUUGGAUGGCGAAAACUCGAGUUGAGGUUCUGCUAAUGUACGCAUAGCAGCUGCUGUGUUAUGAGCAGUGUUGCAGGCGAUGGACGAGCUUGCCCUGACCAGAAGUGUGCAUUCCAGUUGUUACGCAGAUGGCGGGAUGACAUGUGGGAAACUAAAACAUUGUCCUGCACACCUCAUUAUUAAUGCGGCGAAAUCUGCGCUCGGCAUCGGUCUUGUCACUUGUUUCUUCCCGAUAUUCAGCGUCCAGGUACCUCGUGAAGUGCUCCUGGGACACGUCAUCGGCGCGGUUUGCAUGACCUGUUGAAACGUUUGUGAAGCAUCUGUUGUUUAUUUUCUUCGAAUGUUUUGGUUUGAUAGCAAAGCUGCGUAUAUAUGGCCGUGUAAAAUGCCCAACAUGUAGCCACGGCUGCUCCAUGAUACCCCUCCCGCGGAACAGAGAUGACCUGCCACCGCACGCUGAGCACGGCACACGGAACGGCAUGGACAUGAAAAAGGGUGUCACCAGACGUGCCUUCAGCCCGCCCUCGGAAUUUUUUUUUGUUCUGACGCCGGCUAACCCUGAGCAAGCAAGAGAGCAUUUCCAUGUUACAAAGCCGUUGAAGCGUUGGAUUCUGGCAAGCGCCGUGCUUAUGGCGGGAGGGUCUGCUUUGCUCUGCCAAAGACCGAGGGAGUAUGAUAUCGGCUGCUUUACUGGAGGAAACGCGAAGAUUCCUGUGCCCGAAACGGCACGAGAACCUUUUUUUGAUUAGGUGGGGCUGUGGGCCGCAGCGAGGGCGCAGGGGCAGUGCCCCGCUUCUUCCGAAACCAAUUCUCUCUCCUCUCUCGCUCCGUCUGCACAGGACUCGGCCAGCAACAAUGAGCUCUCCCGCGUACGCGACCAUCGAUGAGACUUCUGGGAUCAAUGCCGUGAUUGGACAGCCUCAGUCUGCGGAGGCGGCGCCCCUCGUCGCCCCGCCUGGAGCGCCCACCGUGGGGAUGUGGGUAGAAGAGCGCUACUGCGGGCUGACCACUUGGCUCAUCACCCUCGUGGGAGGCCUCCCGUGUUCGUACUUCUGCCCUUGCGACCGCAGGACGGUAUGGGUCAGCGGAGGAGUCAAGUACAACGAGAAGGGAGCCGUGACCGACGACUACCUCUUCCUCAACCCCUGCCCACCGGGAAGCAUGUGCCACCCCAACCCCACUGCCUAACCUGAGGGACAACGCCUCCUUGCUCUAAGGGGGUCGGGGACACGGCGUCUUGGUCGAAAUCAACAACGAGCUCAACUUUUGUCGUUGUUGUUCGUCGUCAACGUCGAUCGGCAGAUCUUACCUCUCUUUGGAAGAUCCAAGAUCAGUACCUACAGCUAACCGUUUGUCUUGAAAGACUAUUAUAUCUGAUGAGUAUAAUAGCCUGCUGAUAGUGUUGGUACCGAGGCUCGAUAAUUGUUGCUGGUGUUGUUGACACGAUCCAUUUAUGGACGCCUUGAAAUUUUUAUGCAAACAGAAACGAGACCCUAGCUUGGGUAUGCAUUAUACGUGUCGAGUCUGGCGUUUAAUUAAUUAAUGCCACAUUUUUUUUGUGGACAAGGAAAAAUGCAGAAUGCUUGCAAAACCAGCCAAAGGCCGUUUCAAGGCUUUGUAUGUAUUUGAAUUGGCACAGCGUUUACUUCAGAUGUUCACUUUUGUAGUAUCACCCUCCUUGUGGAAUAUCCCUGCUUUCCGGGAUGGCCUGAUCCUUGCAAUGUGUGGUGUUCCUUACACCCUUAAUUUUAUGGACGAUACAUAUCGAAUAUAUUUUCUUGGUUCUUCCCGCUGAGUUAGAGGCGCUCGCCGUGGCUCUGAACUUCUGUUUGGGGAAGGGGGUAGUUCACGUUGUUGCGAUAGGUGUACGGUUUUGGUGUUGAAGUGGCUUUGGACGGUAACAAGCAGGAAGGUGCGGCCCAAAUCAGUUUGUUCCGGCAGUUGGAAAGAGACGCGUGUCCCGCGGCAUCGUUUUCUGCUCUGUUGCUGCGAUGCUUGCUGCGUAUCAUCAUCAGUUUCUGCUGCUGUUUCG
Ectocarpus sp. CCAP 1310/34 is the source of this 3326-nucleotide messenger RNA. The record is from the annotation of a GenBank genome assembly. NCBI's taxonomy places the organism in Eukaryota, Phaeophyceae, Ectocarpales, Ectocarpaceae.